GAGAGAUUAGAAGCAGAACGUAAAGCCGAGGAAGAGAGAUUGGAAGCCGAGCGUAAAGCUGAGGAAGAGAGAUUGGAAGCCGAGCGUAAGGCAGAGGAGGAGCGAAAAGAAGCAGAACGUAAACGGCUUGCUGAAGAAGCAGCCGCAGCCGCAGCCGCAGCAUUAGAAAAGCAAAAGCAAGAAGAUGAAGCACGUAGAAAAGAAGAAGAGGAACGGGAAUCGAGACGUGUUAUCCAUGAACUUGAAGCUGAAAAAAGAAAACAAGAAGAGUUGCGCGCUCAUAAAGUUGGACGAGUACCAUCACCUUUGAUUACCCAUGACAGUCUUGUCACCGAUUCACCUCUAGCAUCACCAACGGUAAUCAAUAAGGCUCCGCCUAUUCAGGCUACUUUGAUCGAUGAUUUUAGUAAAAUUACGUAUCCUGAAGGAAUUACAGGUCCCAAUAUUACCGACAAGAAGAAGUUAAUGUACAGCACAAACUUUAUGAUGCAAUUCCGCCCCGUUUGUUUGGAUACAGAUUUCGACCUUUCAGUCAUUAGAGAGUCUUUGGAACAAAGUAACAAUAGUCGUGCAAAUUUUCAACGCCAAAACUCUGACCGUGGUAACAGAGCUCCUCGUACUCCAAGUGGCAUGAACAAUGAUAACAAUAUGUUCCGAAUGGGAUCCCGUGAUGGCCGUAUGGAAAUGGGUAAAUUUAAUAUGGGUCGUCCUUUGACUGUCCGCAACAAUAGUACACAGAAUAUGGAGCGUCAAGGUUCUCGCGGUGGCGGUAUGUCGAACCGUGGUGGUGGACGUGGUGGAAGCAAUUUUGGCGGCAUGAAAAUUAUCCGCAAUCCACCUCAACAGCAUAAUGCACCAGCCUCACCAGGUGCUCCUUUGGACGAUCUUCCUCUUCCCAAGAGUGAAAACAGAUGGGUCCCUGUCAGUGCCCUCAAGAAAGCCGAAGCUCCCAAGGAAGGCGAACUUAUGUCACAAGAAUACAUCACUCGCAAAGUUAAUGCUCUCCUCAAUAAGUUAACUUUAGAGAAGUUUGAUUCUAUUGCUGGACAAAUAUUCGAGUAUGCUAAGCAAUCUGCCAAAGAAGAAGAUGGUCGGUCUUUACGUACUGUUAUUAAGUUGGCAUUUGAAAAAGCUUGUGAUGAACCUGCAUUCGCCAGUAUGUGGGCUCGCUUAUGUAGAUAUAUGCUGGAUAAUAUGACAGACGAUAUAAAAGAUACUAGCAUUUUAGAUAAUGAAGGAAAACCUACCAGCGGUGUACUUCUUUUCAGGAAAUACUUGUUCAACCGUUGCCAAUCCGAAUUUGAAAAGGGGUGGAAAGUUAAUAUGCCAGUUGUAGAUGAAGCAACUAUGCUUACUGAUGAAUAUUAUGCUGCUGCUAAGGCUAAGCGUCAAGGCCUCGGUCUAAUUCAAUUUAUUGGUGAACUUUUCAAGCUUGAUAUGCUUUCCGAACGUAUCAUGUAUAGCUGUAUGAUCAAGCUUUGUAAUGAUCCACAGAAUGCAGGUGAUGAAGAGGCAGAAUCGCUAUGUAAGUUACUUACCACCAUUGGACAAGUUCUGGAUAAGAAGCCUAAGACUGCCAAAUGGGUGGAUAUUGUUAUGACAAGAAUGAAGAAUGAAAUGAGCAGCAGUCCAAAGCUUACAUCUCGUGUUAAAUUCAUGAUUCAAGACGUGCUGGACUUGCGUAGAGAUAAGUGGGUACCUAGAAUAGCCAAUAAGCAAAUCGGACCUACCACUAUUGCAAAGAUUCAUGAGCAAGCUGAAAAGGAUAAAGAAAUUAAGGAAGCAGCAGCAGCUACGAAACGUAAUACCAGCUCUCGUGGCCAUUUUAUACCCAAUGCUAACCAAUAUAACAGUCAUAAUAAUCACCCUGUAUCUCGUACUGGCUCAUUCCGUGGUGGCUUCUCGUCUCCAUCCUCAUCAGGCGCAAAUCAAAUCCAUAACUCACACAACGGAAACUUGAAUAUUGGCAAUACCAAUAAUGUAACUGUUUCCAGUGACGACUGGAAUACAGUAUCGCAAGGUGCCAAUAAAAGCCGAGCUACUGAUCUCUCGAAUUUUGGUAAAAUGGAUAGAAGUCGUCCUAGAACUAAUAUCUUGGGUCCCUCCAACAGCCCUUUCCCCAGUUUAAGCCGCGGUAAAUCUGGUGUUAAAUUGGACACUAAAGCAUCUGCCGAUAGCGGUAGAGCUAGUCCUGCCACAAAUAUGUUUAGUGCCCUUUCGUCUACCGGCGAAAAAUCCACUACAGAAGAUCGCAAACCACUUGACUUAUUACCAAAGUCAGCAGACGCCACAGCUAAUAACGCCACACUAUCCCCUGCAUCAUCGCCACAACUCACUUCCGAUAAACCUAAAUUAUCAGAUGAAGCCGUUAAACGUAAAUGUAAGAAUAUUCUUGAAGAAUACUUCAGUAUUAAUGAUAAACAGGAACUAUCUGAGUGCGUUAAGGAGCUGGAUUGCCCUCAUUACCUCAUUCUUCUUGUUGGUCAAAUGCUUACUGUCGUUGAGAAAAAGGCGCAAGAUGUCGAAAAGAUGUGCGACACGAUAACGUACCUUCGUUCUCAAAAUCUUAUAUCAAAGGAACAUUUUAUUGGUGCCUUCACUUCUUUCAUGGAAGGUUAUGAUGACCUGACUAUUGAUGUACCUCAAGCUCCCAAAUUCGUAGCACAACUGCUUAAAGCUUGCGAACUUACACCUGAGGAAGUGAACGGUAGUGCUUUUGAGUCUCUGAAAAAUGCUUUUCAUACUUCUUAAUUUUAUGUGUAUACAAAGAUAGAUAUAAUAAAGAAAGAAAAAAAAAGUAGUAUAAGUCAAGAGAUAAGGCUUUCCUGCAACGAAUUAAUCAUUGACGGUUUCAAUGAUAGCAAAUUUUUUUAAAAAAAAAAGAAUAAAAAGACAAAGCCUCUCUUAUUUGAUUUAUCUAUAUUAGAUUUACACGAGCAUAAACAGUAAUCUAUCUUCUUUUGGUUUAAGUAUUUAUUUUAUAAUAGUACGUAAAAAUGUAAAAUCAAUGGUAGUCUUUUAAUGUCUUAGUAACAACUCCAG
This is a messenger RNA of Mycotypha africana, 3042 nucleotides long. RefSeq names its product armadillo-type protein. NCBI's taxonomy places the organism in Eukaryota, Fungi, Mucoromycota, Mucoromycetes, Mucorales, Mycotyphaceae. The record is from RefSeq and is a predicted model, not a curated record. Gene Ontology annotation, cellular component: eukaryotic translation initiation factor 4F complex. Gene Ontology annotation, molecular function: translation initiation factor activity; protein binding; mRNA binding. Bases 466 to 2751 code for a protein of 761 amino acids. The transcript has 2 exons.